AAAGCAACAAAGAAGUUACCUUCAGAUUUAUUCAAAACAACAGAAAUGAUUGUCUUCAUCUUGCUAAGUCUUGCUGCAGUGCUGCAACAUUCUUUUGGAGAUGUUAAUUUUGAAUCUGAGUCACCCAGGAGAAAAGAAAAGCAAGAUGAGAUUGUUAACAUGCACAAUUCUUUGAGGAGAUCAGUGAGUCCAACAGCUAGCAACAUGCUAAGAAUGGAAUGGUAUCCUGAAGCUGCUUCGAAUGCAGAACGUUGGGCGUAUCAGUGCUUUUAUGAUCACAGUUCAGAAAAUUCAAGAAUUCUUGAUGGAAUAAAAUGUGGUGAAAAUAUAUUCAUGUCAAGUAAUGCCAGGACAUGGGCUGAAAUGAUUCAGUCUUGGUAUGAUGAAAACAAAAACUUCGUAUAUGGCGUUGGAGCAAAUCCAGCAGGUUCUGUUGUUGGUCAUUAUACUCAGAUAGUUUGGUACAAAAGUUACCGUAUUGGUUGUGCUGCUGCCUAUUGUCCUUCAUAUCCCUACAACUACUUCUAUGUUUGUCAGUACUGCCCAGCAGGGAACAUGGAAGGUUUAACUGCUACUCCAUAUAAAUCAGGGCCAUCUUGUGCAGACUGUCCUUCGGCUUGUGACAACGGACUGUGCACAAAUCCUUGCUUACGAGAGAAUGCGUUAAGCAACUGCAAUGAGUUAAAGGAAAAAUAUAGCUGCCAGCAUGAUUUCGUCAGGACAAACUGCCCUGCUACUUGCUUCUGCCAAAAUGAAAUAAUAUAG
This is a messenger RNA of Thamnophis elegans (Western terrestrial garter snake), 765 nucleotides long. RefSeq names its product cysteine-rich venom protein TEL1-like. The coding region runs from base 46 to 765 and encodes 239 amino acids. NCBI's taxonomy places the organism in Eukaryota, Metazoa, Chordata, Lepidosauria, Squamata, Natricidae. Gene Ontology annotation, cellular component: extracellular region. The transcript has 8 exons. The record is from RefSeq and is a predicted model, not a curated record.